Molecule: messenger RNA, 597 nt
Organism: Adineta ricciae
Lineage: Eukaryota; Metazoa; Rotifera; Eurotatoria; Adinetida; Adinetidae
Source: the annotation of a GenBank genome assembly
AUGAAUCGACGAUUAUCGAGUGUGUUGAAGAAGCCAUCUGGUCCACGAUCUUCAAGUAUUCUCUGUUCGGUUUGUUCAUGUUAUCGUUCGUCACAAUUAUUUGUUACUGACUAUUGUUGCUCACCAUUGACAAAACAUCACAAACGGCAAGUGUGCGACUCUUGUCUUCAUCAGCAUGUACUUUCACAACUUUACUCUUGUUUGACAAAUUCAAUUGUGUGUCCAGAAUUAAGGUGCCUUGCAAAAUUGUCGCAGUCGGCCAUUUGCGAUAUUCUAUUGAAGUACAAAAGUCAUGAUUUACUGAACGAUUAUCUACGCGAACAACAAUGGGAAGGCAAAAGCGACGAAUGGGUUAAAAGAUUUGCAGCACGUUGUCCUGGUUGUGAUAUUCCAAUAGAAAAGAACGGAGGAUGUGACGAAAUGAUUUGUAUUCGUUGUCAAACGCACUUCUACUGGUCGAAAGCAAAGCGCUAUGUACAUGAGACGAAACUAUUCGAAUGUCAAUCGUUUCUCAUCGUUCAUCCAUUUGCAGGUGGAAUGAUUUUUGUGUUAAUAUUUCUUGUUUUAAUCUUAACUGUUGCUAUUUUCUUUAAAUAA